CGGGACCAACCCCAGGAUUAACCCCCCCAUUCCCUGGGAAUUCCCAAGACUCCUCCCAAGGAUUAACCCUCCGGAAUUCCCAAUAUUCCUUCCGGGACCAACCCCAGGAUCAACCCCCCCAUUCCCCAGGAAUUCCUCCUGGAAUUCCCAAAAUUCCCUCCAUUAACCCCCCCAUUCCCUGGGAAUUCCCAAGACUCCUCCCAGGGAUUAACCCCCUGGAAUUCCCAGAAUUCCCACCGGGACCAACCCCCAGGAUCAACCCCCCCAUUCCUUGGGAAUUCCCAAGACUCCUCCCAGGGAUUAACCCCCUGGAAUUCCCAAAAUUCCCACCGGGACCAACCCCAGGAUUAACCCCCCCAUUCCUCAGGAAUUCUUCCUAGAAUUCCUGAAAUUCCCACCGGGACCAACCCCAGGAUCAACCCCCCCAUUCCUUGGGAAUUCCCUCUGGAAUUAACCUCCCUCUCCCCCUGGAAUUCCCAAAAUUCCCUCCAUCAACCCCCCCAUUCCCUGGGAAUUCCCAACACUCCUCCCAGGGAUUAACCCCCCGGAAUUCCCGAUAUUCCGGGCGAUCCUCCCCCAAUUCCCCCCCCCGCUUUUUCCCCCCCCCCCCCUUCUCCCCCCAAAAAAUUCCCAGCCUUCCCAUGGAAUCCCAGUGCGACUAUUCCAUGUAUUUCCCGGCCGUGCCCUUCCCGCCCCGGGAAUUCCUGGCGGGAGAAUCCGGAGGGUACCGGGCCCUCCCCCGCCGGAACCACCUUUACCUGGGAGAGACCGUCCGCUUCCUGCUGGUGCUCCGCUGCCGCCCCGGGAAUUCCGGGAAUGCCGGGAACGCCGGGAAUUCCGGGAACGCCGGGAAUUCCGGGAAUUCCGGGAACAACCCCCCUCGCACCCCCUGGGCCGAACUGGCCACCUCUUUGUCCGCCUUGGCCACGGUGGCUCCCGGAGGAUCCGGAGCCGGGGAUUCCUCGGGAAUUCCUCGGGAUGGGGACGGAGCCGGGAAUGACGACGGGGAGAACCCGGAGAAUCCCGCGGUUUUCCGGGAAUGCCGAGCCCUCCUGACCCACAGCAAAGGACCCCCCGGCUGUCCCGGGGCCGGGAUCCCGGUGGAGGAUCCGAUCGUGGCCACGGACGAGGUGAUUUUCCCGCUCACCGUUUCCCUGGAUAAGCUCCCGCCCGGCACCGGCAAAGCCAAGAUCGUGGUGACAGUGUGGCAGAGGGACGUGGAGCCUCCGGAGCUGCAGGAGGGGGGGGGUUACCUGCGGCUGCUCCAGGGCCGCGCCCCCGCCCAGGUGUUCCGGCAGCACCGCGGGGCCUUCAAGGCGCAGGUGAGCACCCUCCUGACCGUGCUGCCACCGCCCAGGGUCCGCUGUCGGCAGGUGACGGUGUCCGGGAAGUACCUGACGGUGCUCAAAGUGCUGAAUGGGAGCUCCCAGGAGGAGAUUUCCCUGUGGGACGUGCAGAUCCUGCCCAAUUUCAACGCCAGUUACCUGCCCGUGAUGCCCGACGGCUCCGUCCUGCUCGUCGACGACGUCUGCCACCACUCCGGGGAGGUGCCCGUGGGCGCGUUCUGCCGCGUGUCCGGGGCGGGCGCGGGCUGUCCCUGUGCCCUCAGUGCCCUGGAGGAGCACAACUUCCUCUUCCAGCUCCAGGCCCCCGAGAGGCCCCCCGAGGACGCCAAGGAGGGCCUGGAGGUGCCCUUGGUGGCCGUGGUGCAGUGGUCGACGCCGAAGCUGCCCUUCACCAGCAGCAUCUACACCCACUACAGGCUGCCCAGCAUCCGGCUGGAGCGCCCCCGUUUCGUGAUGACGGCCACGUGCGAGUCGCCGGUGCCGGCGCGGCGCCGCUUCACCGUCACCUACACCCUGCGCAACGAGCUGCAGGACUUCCUGGCCGUCAGGCUCGUCUGGACACCCGACACUGGAAAGGCCCCGUCCCUGCCCGGCUCCCUGGACUCCAUCGUGUGCCACACCCCCCUCACCAACCUGGGAUACUCCCGGAAAGGCAGCGCCAGGACCAUCCGGGUGGCAUUCCAGGCGCUCCGGGAGGGGCUCUUCGAGGUGACACCAGUGUUCCCAGUGUUCCCA
Pipra filicauda (Wire-tailed manakin) is the source of this 2081-nucleotide messenger RNA. It is a transcript of the gene TRAPPC14, whose product is annotated as trafficking protein particle complex 14. The record is from RefSeq and is a predicted model, not a curated record. NCBI's taxonomy places the organism in Eukaryota, Metazoa, Chordata, Aves, Passeriformes, Pipridae. Gene Ontology annotation, cellular component: TRAPPII protein complex. The transcript has 9 exons. The annotation marks the transcript as partial. Gene Ontology annotation, biological process: cilium assembly. Gene Ontology annotation, molecular function: alpha-tubulin binding.